Molecule: messenger RNA, 1183 nt
Organism: Dendrobium catenatum
Lineage: Eukaryota; Viridiplantae; Streptophyta; Magnoliopsida; Asparagales; Orchidaceae
Product: nuclear transcription factor Y subunit B-8
Exons: 1
Coding region: 404-952 (182 amino acids)
Biological process (GO): regulation of transcription by RNA polymerase II
Cellular component (GO): CCAAT-binding factor complex; nucleus
Molecular function (GO): DNA-binding transcription activator activity, RNA polymerase II-specific; protein heterodimerization activity; RNA polymerase II cis-regulatory region sequence-specific DNA binding
Source: RefSeq, a predicted model, not a curated record
UCUCCAUCGCAAAGUCGCCGACGGCUCUCUCUCUCCGUCUCUCUCUCUCCGUCUCUCUGAGCUAGAAAGCCGCAUCCAUGGAGUCAAGCAGGGUUUGCGGAACUCUUUAUUAGUGAAAUCCGUCCCGUUGAAUCUCUUGAGGAAGUUUUGUCUUUUCCGUUCUUUUCUUCUAUUUUUGUCUACUUCAAAAGAGAUUAUAUUCUUCUCCCUCUUUCGUGUAUUCCGGAUUUGAAUCACCGAUUUUCUAUAACUUUCCGAAAUAGACACACUUGUUUCUACCCGAUCUACGAUCGAUUCCGGAAAUAAAGGAAAGUCAGCUGUUUUGGAACUGAUUUGGGAACCCCAAUCGAGGAACCCUUUCAAACUUCAAACUUUUGAUUAAAAGGCGUGACCUUGCUCGAAAAUGGCGGAUUCAGAUAACGAAUCUGGUGGCCAUAACAACAGCGGCGGAGCUAUCAACAGCGAAUUCUCAUCCCCGAGGGAACAGGACCGCUUACUCCCAAUCGCAAACGUCAGCCGGAUCAUGAAGAAAGCCCUUCCUGCAAACGCCAAGAUCUCCAAGGAAGCCAAAGAGACAGUACAGGAAUGCGUUUCAGAGUUCAUAAGCUUCAUCACCGGCGAGGCUUCCGACAAGUGUCAGCGCGAGAAGCGCAAGACCAUCAAUGGCGAUGACCUUCUCUGGGCCAUGACCACCCUUGGCUUCGAAGACUAUGCUGAACCCCUAAAGCUUUAUUUGCAAAAGUUUAGGGAGUUGGAAGGUGAUAAGGGUGCUUCCUCCACUCAAUCGCAGCAAAAGGAGGAGUUUUCCGCCGGUGGGAUGAUGAUGAUGGGGCAACAUAUGUAUGGGUCAUACCAUCCUCAACAUCAUAAUAUGGUUGGGAAGGGAGGCAUGGCAAGUGGCGGUGGGAAUUCUUCUUCUUCGGCAGGAAUUGGAAGGCAGGGAAGGGUAUGAUCGAUGUAACGUUGUUGUUAUUGCACAAUUUGAUGUUUUUGCUUUGCUGUAGUUUACUUGUUUCUCAGUUUGUGAUUGUAUUUGCUUUCAUCUUGAUGAAUUGAAAUAUGUAUCUUGAUACACUGGAUUGGAGGAGGAAGGAGCCCGACAGUGUAGGAUUGUUUAUAAACUUAAUAAACCUGUUAGCUAAAUCUGAAUUUCAGAUUGGGAGUGACGAGUGUUAUUUAAUCA